This is a messenger RNA of Solenopsis invicta (red fire ant), 840 nucleotides long. RefSeq lists its product as uncharacterized. Bases 427 to 789 code for a protein of 120 amino acids. The record is from RefSeq and is a predicted model, not a curated record. The transcript is spliced from 7 exons. NCBI's taxonomy places the organism in Eukaryota, Metazoa, Arthropoda, Insecta, Hymenoptera, Formicidae.
AAUAAAGAAAGGAAGCUUCCAACAGGAUUAGAGAUUGUGUCCGAUCUAAGGCUGCAAAAAUUAGUAGAGGCAAUAAAGUAGCAAUUAGAGCUGCAUUCAGAAAAGUUGAAAAUUUUUCAAAAAGAAUGCGAAUACUGGGAGAAAAUGAAAGCUGCCGCAAAAUUUGAAGUGCAAGCAAUAAUGGACAAAAAUGUGCGAGCUGCAGGCAAAUUUGGAAAAUUAUGGAGUCUUACAUCCUGAGAAAAAAGAAAGAAAAAUUCUAAAAAAGAAAUGCCCUUCCAGUGAUAGUGAUAUAGAUGAUACCAAAGAUGAAGACAAGAGAAAGCAGAAUACAACACGAACAUUAAAAAAGAUUGACAGUAGUGAUUCAAGCUUAAAUGCUCUAAAUCUAAGAGUGACUUACUUACAAAAAUAUCCAUUUUAGAAAUGGAUGUGAAAAAGUUAUGGCUAGACAAUGCACGUUUGCGAGUAUUGCGAAGCGUAAGCGAAGAACUUCCGAAAGUAACAGAAAAAAUGCGAAGUUUAGAAAAGACCGCAGAGCGAAUUCAGAAAAUAUUAUCUGAACAAUUAAAGCAACUUAGUGUGUCACAUGUCCAUGAGCAAGACAAAACUGACGAUUAUACUAAGACUAUUACGAAGAAUAGCAAUCCACUUGAUGAUAAUGAUACAUCAACAGAAUGCUCUGCGAUGAUAACUGAUACAAAAAGUUUAAGCGUAUUAAAGAACAAUAGUGAGAACAAAAAAGUUGAACAAAAAUCGUAUGCAUCACUCAUUCAGGGUGCAACAUGAAUGUAUGAUAUUACAGAUCAAAUCUGAAAGACGAGAGUCAAAUGAUAAUGA